UGUCACAGACGCUUUGUGGAUAAUUCAGAUUAGUUACAAAUGGAGCAGAUUGUAACAGAUUUUCAUUGACUGCAAACAAAACGCUCUGAUUGAGAGGCAGGAUGGAAUGGCAGGGGGACCUUCCACAGGAUCAUGCCUUUGUAGAGCUCCUGCUUCCUGGGCUUCCCAGUGAGCUGGAUAUCCAACAGCUGCUCCGAGACACAGAGGACAAACUCAAACUCAAUGCCUGCAGUAUAGAACAGAGUCUGAAGGAACUGCAGGGGAAGAUGGGUGAGUCCUGGACGGGGGAGCGUCCACCCAGCCCAACGGAAUGUCUGCAGUGGUUUAACCCACGGAACCCCAGCACCGUCAGGCCUGUCGCCACAGGAAACCAGGAGCUCCUGGACUUCCUGAAAGCUCUGCUCCAGUACCUUAGGAACGAGGAGGAGGGGCGAGAGGACGUGACCCUCCAGCUGCUCCACAACAUCUCCUCCCAGUGUGGCGUGUCCUUCCCCAACACCACCCCCUCGCCCACCCCCCAACAGCCCGGCCCCUCGGCACACACCUCGCUCCACACGGUCAGGGACGACAGUGCUCUGGAGAGCCAUGAGGUGUGGGACGAGGUACGGCUCCGGCUGCGGCGCCACCUGCUGGAUAGACUUUCCUGUCCCCUCCCCGUCCCUCAGCGCAUCUACUGUCUGCAGCAGCUGUUCUUCCUCUACCCAGAGUGGGAGGUGCUGACGCUCUACCAGGGCCUGAGGAGCCAGGCUGUCCUGUCUCUGCUCCACUCUGCCCUGGCCUCCAGCCCCGGUGGAAAGGAGACGGGCUUCGACAGGCUGGCCCUGGGGCUUCGUGCUGCCGCCCCAGCCCUGUGCUCGGCCCUCAGGGAGGAGCUCCAGGUCCUCAAUGGGGUGGCCAAGCCCCAUACCAUUCUGGGUUUCCUGAAUGCUGCCUACCUGAACACUGUGUCCCAGGAGCUGGGCACCAUGAUGGAGAGAGAGUGUGAGAACGCCCUAAAGGACAACACUACGCUGAGCGGUGGCAAGGGGAGGAAGAGCUCGGCCAGGACCAAGGCUACUGUAGCGCCUCUGGAGCUGCCCCCCAGGAGAGACAGGAACUUCAGCCUAACAUCUCACCAGCUGAGGGUCCUGACCCAGCUAGCCUGCACUCUGCUGGGCCUGGAGAGCCAAGUGGACGAGCUGGCCACUCAACUGGCAUUCAUCAACUGUGCUGGGGAGACUCCCUGCAGUGUGAGAGGAAUAUUGAAAAAGACCAAAGACGACUUGGAUAUGACCACUGUCGAUGGUAGCAAGACCACGGCAGAGACGCUCUUCCAGAGUCCGGAGGCCAUUGUUCUGGAGUUUGAUUGGAGGGCUGCGUUCAGGAAGCUGGUGCCCCAUAUGGCUCACUGUGUCAAGGUGGUGCUGGAGGAUGUGUGCACCAAGAGUCUGCAGCAGGAGGAGCUGUCACACACAUCUGGCUCCGCCCACGUGGUCCUGACUAGCACACCCCACAGAGAUGACUCCUCCCUCACCUGCCCAGAGAGGGACCGCCCCAAGAUGGUCGCCAAGUUCUGUGGCGACAUCAUGGGGGAGUGUGAUGCCCUCCUGCCCCUGGCGGAGGCGUGUGGAGAUGCCGCCCUCCUGGAGGUGCGCUGCAGCUUCGUGGAGGUGUGUGCCUGGGUCACGUCUGCCAUCCUGAGCCGUGUGGAGGAACGGGCAGGGGAGGUGCCCUCUGCUGCCCCCUUGAAGAACCUUAUUGCUCUGCUGGGCACCAGUAUAUACAUCCACCAACGGCUGUGUCACUAUGAGGCCCAACUCAGAGAGACUAACCCCACCGCAGCCAGAGUCCCCAUGACACUGCUGCCCAUCCAGAGGUACCAGGACGUGACGGAGGGCCUGAGAGAGCAGCUGGCCAGCUACUGUGUCCAGGUGUGCACCAGCACUAUCCUGCAAGACGCAGAGAGCCACCACUGGGCUGACCCCAAACCCUUCUACGAGGGUGAUAGGUGUUCAUUCUCAGUGCAGAUGUGGCACUACUUCCUGACUGGGCUGCGUACUGACCUGUGGUUGGCUGUGCCAGGCUCUGUGGGGCGGGACGUGCUUGCUCAGGUGACCAGUGAGAGUCUGCAGGUUCUGGUGCAAAGGUACUCCAGGGCACGGCCCUCCUACAAGAGGCACCUGCAGAUCAGGUGUGACAUCACGGUGGUACUGCUGUGUGUGGAGCAGCUCAUGUGGAGUGUGUGUGAGCGGCCCGAGGCGCUGGCUCAGUCAGAGCCAUCGGUGGCGGGCUGCGUCUGGGUCGCCUCAAUCCACAGCCUGUGUGACCAGCUCCUGACCACGCUGGUCAUCGUGACAGCACCCCUGCCUCAGCUCUACUGGACUUUCCAGUACAGACCUGGAGAGGGCUCCGCGCCAGCUCUGGCCCAUUCCCCAGGCAGCCCUGGCAUACACUGGCUCAGUGCCAUCCACCCUGGCCUGUUCACCCAGCAGGCAGCACGGGAGGGCCUGGCGGGCGAAGUGACCUCCGAGUGCCAGCUGAGGCUGCUGACCUCUGACCCAAGAUGCAGUCCCAGGUUGCUGCUGACCGCCAUCCUGCACAGAGACUGUCACCUGCUGCGAGUCCUCCUGGAACACUCCCAUUUCUGCAUGGAGGAGGAGGCAGAUGCUGAUGCUGUGUCUCCUGUGAAGAGCAAUGCUGGAGAUGAGUUUAUGGAGGCUGUGUACAACGUGCUCAGCUCUCUGAACAAUGUCCCUAAAGCCCUGACUCUGGCCUUGGGGACUUACUUUGACAGAGGACACUUAUGGGACUAUCUAUACAGCCCGGCAGAUUCAGUGCGGCCUGUCCCCGUGGUGAUCAGCUUUAUCCAGGCAGUGGUCAACCAGCCUGUCCACUGCCUUCUGGGCCAUCUGGUCACCAUGGUACUGGCUUGGCAGGCCUCUGAGGAUCCCUGUUCCUCCCUGCUCAGACGGGACGUCCCAGACAACAUCCUCACUAAAGUCCCCAAGGAGUGGAGCUAUACCCUUCAGACACCCAAGGGGAGGGAAUCCGCUAAGAGUGUGGUGAAUCUGGCCCUCCAGGCCCUCUCCUUCAUCUACACCAACCUGCCCUCGGCCGUGGCUUCCCUCCCUCUGCCAGUACGCUUCCUCUUCCACACCGCAGAGAAACACCUUUCCCAGCAUGCUCGGCAGCUGCGCUCCACAGGCCUGCUCCUCUGGGCCCUCCUUAGCUGUCUCUGCCAGUGCCUGGAGGACCCCAACUCACUGGAGCUGCUGUGCGGCUUGCCUUUGGACCGGGGGGCCAAGGAGAGACUGGCCCUGCUGUCAGAGUGCCUCCAGGGGACCAUGGGCCAGGGCCAGCAGAAGGGUGUGCCCAAGCCCACUGUGCACAAGGUACUGCAGGCUCUGGAGGAGAGGAGGCCCAAGUGGUGCUCCAUGCAGCUGCAGAAGGCCCGCAAGCUCUGCUCCGAGAGUACGUUUGAGUGGGGCGAGAGUGGUGUUCCACAGGAGGGGGGCGGCGGUGUGGCUGAGGCGACUGAGCAGAAAAUAGGGCUGAUACUCCUGGAGAUUUGCCACAAACCACGUGGCUCCGAGUACCUGAGGCAAAUCUAUCAUAUCAUCCAAGUCAAUGAGCCACUGUUGAGGUCCAAGCUGUGUGUGUCCAGUGACCCCCCAAUUGACUCUCCUCAGACAGUGACCUUUGACCUGGGAACAGACAGCCCUGGUCACCCCUCACCCCGGUUCAACCCCCUCCACCAGUUUGACCACAUCGGCAGCAACAAGUUAGACCAGGCAGCCGUGGGAGACUGGGCCUGGGACUGGGCCACACUGCUGCCAACUUACCAGGGGAUGAGUCAGGUGACCUUGAGAGCACUCCUGGUCAACAGGUGGGAGAUGCAGUAUGGUGCAGUUCUGGAAGAUGAAGAGAAGCCUCUGGUGGAGGAGCUGCAGAAAGCCUACUUCAACCAGAGCCCUGGAUCCCAAGGCGCCCCCCCCCCACCUCCGGAGUCACCCAGGCAGCACCAGGAUGAACAGCAUGCAGCAGCAAACAUCAUCAAUUAAAUCUGCUGCACUCCUUCCUCCAAAAGGCCCUUUGUGUUAAACGAGAAACAUUGUAACGUCUGUGCUGUACAGCUAAGGGAGAAGCUGUGUGUGUGUGUGUGUGUGUGUGUGUGUGUGUGUGUGUGUGUGUGUGUGUGUGUGU
Molecule: messenger RNA, 4182 nt
Organism: Oncorhynchus tshawytscha (Chinook salmon)
Lineage: Eukaryota; Metazoa; Chordata; Actinopteri; Salmoniformes; Salmonidae
Product: KIAA0825 ortholog
Exons: 20
Coding region: 102-4040 (1312 amino acids)
Source: RefSeq, a predicted model, not a curated record